Messenger RNA from Talaromyces rugulosus, 300 nucleotides. RefSeq lists its product as uncharacterized. Bases 1 to 300 code for a protein of 99 amino acids. The record is from RefSeq and is a predicted model, not a curated record. Lineage: Eukaryota; Fungi; Ascomycota; Eurotiomycetes; Eurotiales; Trichocomaceae. The transcript has 5 exons. Gene Ontology annotation, biological process: mitochondrial electron transport, NADH to ubiquinone.
AUGUCGCUCCAACCCGCAGCGUCGUUAUACCGUCGAUGCUUGAAGCUAUCUCUGGACUGGGCCGUGCAUAGGCACAUCUGGCGCGGCCAGGCCGUGUACAUUCGAUCGCUCUUCGACGCCAACCGGGACGUGCGAGAUCCUCGCAAGCAAAAGCUUCUGCUUCGCGAGACAGAGAAGCUUUUGGAAAACUGGAAGCACCCCGAUCCAUACCGUGCUCCCACGGCCCCUGGAGGCUCGAAAUACGAAAGAAACCUUCCGGCGCGCGAUUUACCCUACGCAGAUGCACCCGCUCCUCAUUGA